AUGGCGCCAGAUAGCCAGAACAUUGAUAAUGAUGAAAACGCUCCGCCGGACCAGAUCCCUCUCCAAGACCUCUCGAAACCAGGAGAUGCUCCUAACGAGCGUGGGAGAAGCCGCGCGGGGACCGGUCUCUUCUCGCGACAAUCAUUGAUCGGGAGGGGAUCGCGGAGGAACUAUGAGAGUAUUGCGAAAGAGUCUCCUAUUGAUUCGGCUGGACCGAGCAGAAACACAUUUCAACCGUCACAAACGAGCUAUACAGAGAUUGGUUCGCCGCUUGAUGACCUGGGUGGGUUUGCGCAAGCGAUAUCAUCGGUUGGCCUCAGUUUCAAUGGGCCACAAUCAAGGACAUCGUCCUCGGAUCCAUCGGCAAGCCGUACAAGCCGUGGAUUCAAUGAUGCGGCUUCCGACCUUGACGUCGUACCUCUUGACUCUUAUGAUCCCCACGACCCCCACGGCUACAACCUCCCAGCCGACGAUGAUGAUAGGGUGCGGUUGACCGAUCCUCGAUAUCUACAACCAAUGAGCGGCGCUGCUAGUUCAGGAGAGCGACAUAGUACGGAAACCGAUCACUCUGUGCACUUUGGUGGUUCAAGACUGGGCGAUGAUCUUCCUCACCUGGAGGAUGGGAUGGGAAGUCGUCGUGGUAGCAGUGUCCGGGAUCGAUCGCGUUCUUUGUCUCCCUCGGCGUCCAGUGGGGCUUUGCAACGCGCAGGCUCAAUGGUCAAAUCCAUGUCGCAGCGCGUGGUUAACUUGAGUAACGAACCGGAAGUCGUACAGCAAUCGAUUGAGAGGGAAGAGCUUGAUAAAAAUGCACGGAUGGAUGGGCCACCGGCCUUGCCCGCAAUGGUAGACUAUGCGCAUCUCUCCAGCCAAGAAGCUCAACCAGCUAGAGAGAAGCGUGCCUCUGGUAGAUCAUGGAAGGACCGGAAUAAUCCAUUCCGAGGCAGGUCACUUGGAAUCAUGGGACCGAAUCACCCUAUCCGACUCUGGCUGUGUGACAUCCUAGUGAAUUCCUUUAUGGAGCCCUUUAUCUUGAUUGUUAUCAUCAUUCAGACCAUCUUGUUGACUGUUGAAGAUGCGCUCCCUAAUGACCGGGACUCAGUGACAUGGGGAAGCAGCAAGUUUGAUUGGGUUUUCUUAGCCAUUUUCACCAUUUAUACACUUGAAAUAGGCGCUAAGAUUUUGGUGUCUGGGCUUAUUCUCAACCCUGUCGAGUAUAGCACACUUAAUCGCAGCCUCGGUAUCAGGAAAGCAAUCGCGGAGAAGGGCAGGAACCUCAUCACACCGCAUCGGCAGACGACGACCAAGAAAGCAUCGAUGCUUCAGGCUGAACCCCAAGCUUCAAUUCUGCGAACAUUCACAGGGAUGAACGGAUUGGACCCCGAAGUCUAUGAUGAUCCUCUACACAAACGUCGCAUUAGGCUUGCCCAUCGCGCGUUCCUUCGACACUCUUUUAACCGACUUGAUUUUGUAGCCGUGGUUGCUUUUUGGGUAUCCUUUUUCCUUUCAGUUUCAGGCGCUGAGAACACACACAAACUGUACAUCUUUCGCAUGUUAAGCUGCCUCCGAAUUUUACGUCUCCUUGCUAUGACCAAUGGCACUUCGGUAAUUCUUCGAAGUCUUAAGCGAGCAGCUCCCCUGCUCGUCCAUGUCGCAUUUCUCAUCGGUUUCUUCUGGCUUCUUUUCGCUAUCAUUGGCAUCCAGAGUUUCAAAUCCAGUUUUAAGAGAACCUGUGUUUGGAUUGAUCCUGCAGGGCAGAGCAAUUACACAUUGAAUGAUGCAUGGGAUACGCUGCAGUUUUGUGGCGGAUACCUUGACGAGCAGACGGGAGAAGAAAUGCAAUGGCUUGACCGCAAUGGUAUUGGCGCAGGGUUCAGACCCAAAGGGUAUCUUUGUCCUCGAGGUUCGGUAUGCAUUGAAGGUGUUAAUCCUUACAACGGAACUAUGAGCUUUGACAACAUCCUGCACUCCCUGGAGUUGGUCUUUGUGAUCAUGAGCUCCAAUACAUUUACCGACCUGCUCUACUACACAACCGACUCGGACUACCUCGCAGCGGCUCUGUUCUUUGCUUGUGGGUUUGUCAUUUUGAGUUUGUGGUUGGUGAACUUGCUGGUCGCAGUGAUUACACACUCAUUUCAAGUGAUCCGAGAAGAGAGCAAGCGCAGCGCUUUUGCCGUCCAAAAACUUGAUGCUGUCGACGAUGAUAACGCAAUGUCUCGCAAAGUCAGCCCCCUAAAGCGUAUUUAUGAUCAAACUGAGUGGGUUUGGGUCUGCCUCAUCACCUUUGGCCUUAUCGCACAGGCUCUCAGGAGCUCAUCUAUGUCUGCCCAUCGAACCCGGUUUAUUGAUACUACCGAGACUGUUAUUACUAUCAUUCUCCUGGUUGAGAUUAUCUUGCGAUUCGCCUCAGAUUGGCGCAUGUUUCAUCGAAAGCGCCGUAACUUGGUAGAUCUUUCGCUUGUAAUCAUUACCUGCAUCAUCCAGCUACCGCCUAUCAGGAACUCAGGUCGUCCAUACACAGUUCUCACCAUGUUCCAGAUCCUUCGGGUCUACCGAGUGGUACUGGCUUUCUCUGUGACCAGAAAGCUGAUUAUGAUUGUAUUCCGCAAUGCUGUUGGCCUGCUCAACUUGAUAUUUUUCCUUUUCUUGAUGACCUUUUUAUCUGCAAUUUUCGCAACACAGCUUUUUCGAAGCCAGAUCCCAGAUAAAGAUCCAGGUGGUGCGCCGAUCAUGAUCACAUUUUCGAAUAUCUACAACUCAUUCCUUGGAAUGUAUCAGAUUCUGUCCAGUGAGAAUUGGACCACGAUUCUUUACAAUGCUACCGCAUAUACGACCGACUUCAACACAGCCUGGAUUUCGGCAGCAUUUAUUAUACUUUGGUUUAUUGUGUCCAAUUUCAUUAUCCUAAACAUGUUCAUUGCUGUCAUUCAGGAAAGCUUUGAUGUUUCAGAAGACGAAAAACGAAUGCACCAGGUCAGGGCGUUUUUGGAACAGAAACAAGUCCAUGGAGCACCCCAAGGAAACCUAGCACUUUCGAAAAUCCUUCGCAUGGGCCGAGAUUCAGCCCGUUACAAAGAUCCACUCGACCAUGGCCCUGCAGCGUUGGAGAUGUUGUUGAAAGAUGCUGUAGUUCAAGAGUUCCUUGACGAUGAGGAAAGCAGGCAACAAGAACGAGAAAGACCGAAGGGCCCCCGAAGGGUGAGCACAAUGCCAGAAAGUGCCACUCAAGAGACCAUUCAACCAGGCUGGAUCUCACUCCUAUGGACGAAAGCCACGACACUCGUUAUGCGAAGAGAACCAAAUCCUUUCUACUCUAAGCUGAAGUUUUCACGUGCUUACGAGGAAUUGGAUCCGAGAACCAUGGCAAGAGAAGUUGUUACUGCGGCAGAACAGAGAAAACGAGACCAGCGGGACUAUCUCGUGAAACACCCUACCUAUAACAAAUCAUUGUUUCUUUUCUUGCCGGAUAAUUUCAUCCGGAAAUGCUGUCAGCGAAUUGUCGGCCCAGGACGCGGCCACCAGCGAGUUGAGGGUGUGGAUCCAUACAAGCCAGUGUGGUAUGCCUUCUCUGCUUUCAUUUAUACAGCUAUUGUCGCCAUGGUGCUUCUUGCCUGCAUUACAACACCCUUGUAUCAGCGGGAAAAUUUCCGUACUGACCGCAAUUGGUUCGUCUAUACCGACUUGGGAUUUGCCGCUGUGUUUACCAUUGAAGCGAUGAUCAAAGUGAUCGCCGAUGGCUUCUUCUGGACGCCGAACGCAUUUUUCCGUAGUUCCUGGGGAUUCAUUGACGGAAUCGUGCUGAUCACGCUGUGGGUCAGUGUCGGCGGUUCGCUCAAACAAGACUGGAGUGUUUCUAGGGCCAUUGGCGCAUUUAAAGCGCUAAGGGCUUUGCGUCUUUUGAAUGUCAGUGACAGCGCCAAAGACACUUUCCAUUCUGUCAUCAUUGUCGGGGGAUGGAAGGUCAUUGCUGCCGCUGCGGUUUCUAUGAGUUUCCUCAUACCGUUCGCAAUCUAUGGAGUCAAUCUGUUCAACGGACAGAUGUCCAGUUGCAAUGACGGUGAUUUUUCUGGGAACCUAACCAAUUGCGUUAAUGAAUAUUCCAGCUCGCCAUACAAUUGGGAGGUACUCGCUCCACGAGUGGCUGGGAACUCUUUUUAUGACUUCGAUAAUUUUGGUAAUGCCCUCUUCAUUUUGUUCCAAAUUGUCUCCCAAGAAGGCUGGACCGAUGUACAAGAAGCAGCAAUGGGCAUCACUGGAAAGAUGACCCAACCAGAAGAUCUAAGGGCGCCAGAGAACGGGUUAUUCUUCGUGGUGUUCAACUUGCUUGGAGCCGUGUUUGUUCUGACACUGUUUGUGUCUGUGUUUAUGCGCAACUACACAGAACAAACUGGUGUUGCCUUUUUGACCGCUGAGCAACGUUCCUGGUUAGAGUUGCGAAAACUUCUCCGACAGAUAUCGCCCUCUAAGCGAUCCUUUGAUGACGAGAGCAAGAAGUUGCGGCUAUGGUGUUAUCGAAUUUCAGUUAAGAAACAUGGCCGGUGGGCGUGGUUCGUGACUUGCGUCCUUGUAGUUCACCUACUGUUACUUGUGCUGGAAUACUAUCCUGAGCCUGACUGGUGGGAGGUGGUUCGAUCUAUUAUAUUCUUGGCAUUCAUGGUUGUCUACGUUGCGAAUGUCUUGAUUCGAUUGAUUGGCCUUGGAUGGCAUCGAUUUAGUCGAAGUUCAUGGGAUUUGUUCUCUCUCAUUGCCGUCCCCGGCGCUUUCGUCACCUCCAUACUUGACCUUUCAUACAGUGCAAGUCAUGUUGUGGUGGAGUUAAACAAACUUUUCCUUGUGUCUGUUGCUCUGCUGCUUAUUCCAAGGAACAACCAGCUUGAUCAGCUCUUUAAGACAGCGGCAGCCAGUCUGUCUGUUAUUGGAAAUCUUCUAGCUACCUGGUUCGUUCUGUUCUUGGUGUUUGGCAUUGCGAUGAACCAGGCGUUUGGCCUUACCAAGUUCGGCGACAAUGAGGAUCACAACCAGAAUUUCCGCGAUGUGCCUAAAUCGCUGAUCUUGUUGUUCCGGGCAAGUUGCGGAGAAGGGUGGAAUCAAUACAUGGAGGACUUCGCUACUAUGACACCGCCCUUGUGCACGCAUAACUCUAACUUCCUCGACGAUGACUGUGGAAGCGCGCCGUGGGCCCGAACUCUCUUCAUUGCAUGGAACUUGAUCAGCAUGUACAUCUUCGUUUCACUGUUUGUUUCAUUGAUUUUCGAAAGUUUCUCCUAUGUCUAUCAACGGAGUAGCGGGCUGUAUGCGAUCAGUCGCGAAGAGAUCCGCCGGUUCAAACAGGCUUGGGCCACGUAUGAUCCAGAUGGGACGGGAUUUAUAUCCACGGAGCAGUUCCCUCGCCUACUUGGUGAGCUCUCCGGUGUCUUUGCAAUGCGAAUAUACGAGGGAGAAUUCAUGGUUGGAAGUAUCUUGGAGAAAUGCCGAGUCGACCCUCAGAGGAACUCGCUGAGUUCUUACGCAAGAAAUUCGACAGUCUCACUGGCUGAGCCACGACACUCAACAUGGCGAAACUCUCGUGUCUCGUCUGGUGUGGACCUCGACGAGCUCUCUCGAAUCAUAUCGAAGAUUCCAGUCCAAAGUAUCCGAGAGCGGCGCAAACGGUUAAAUACCUUUUAUGAAGAAAUCCUUGUGUCAGCAGACCCCGAUCGCGGCAUUUCCUUCCACCAGUGCCUGAUGAUCCUCGCACAUCACAAUGUGAUUAGUGACAGCAAGAGUCUGCGCCUUGAAGAAUUCCUACGUCGUCGAGCACGGCUGCAGCGGGUGGAAGAGGCUGUCCGUCGACACACCGUUGUCGGUUUCUUUGAUACUUUAUACUGGUCACGAGAAUUCCGUCGCAAGGUUGACCGUAAAAAGAGCGGCCGGAUGAGCGUGGUCCCGACAUUCACUGUGCCAGAGAUCUAUGUCGACGACCCAGUCGAUGAUUCCGAGGAGCACGACGAGCCAGGUUCUGGCGCGAUCACACCCCAGACACAACCAGACUUGGACGGAAACUUCCCUCCUAUGCUCUCUCCGGUCUCGCAUCACAGACGGGCUGAGUCCAGUCCAAUUGGCCACCGCAAUGCUCUACCUCGCAUCAAUACAAAUCUGAGUGGAUCGGUAUCUAGCUCUAACACACCUACGAGGGAGUGGUCGAGUAUCAGUCCCUCAAUCACACCACGUCACAUGUAUGGGGAAGGUACUUCGCUAGAUACUAUCGAAACACACGAGGCACCUUCCGGUAUCGAUACUUCACGUCAGAGCAAUGGUAUGAAUGUACAAGAUGUCAUGAACUCGCUAGACAACUCCGCCUGGGGUGAGAGUAUCCGGCGAAGCUUCACGCAACGGCGAUCGGGCGAUCGCAGUUCUGAAUAA
Penicillium vulpinum is the source of this 6399-nucleotide messenger RNA. It is a transcript of the gene cch1, whose product is annotated as calcium channel protein CCH1. Gene Ontology annotation, molecular function: calcium ion binding; high voltage-gated calcium channel activity. Lineage: Eukaryota; Fungi; Ascomycota; Eurotiomycetes; Eurotiales; Aspergillaceae. The record is from RefSeq and is a predicted model, not a curated record. Bases 1 to 6399 code for a protein of 2132 amino acids. Gene Ontology annotation, cellular component: voltage-gated calcium channel complex; membrane. The transcript is spliced from 3 exons. Gene Ontology annotation, biological process: calcium ion import across plasma membrane.